CCCGCCAGAUUUCUCACAAGGCACCACCUAGUGACAAUCGCGACUCGUGCUUCCUCAGCCGGCAAUCUCAUUGAUCAUUCUAUCAAUAGAACACCGCAACUACACUGUCGUUUUCAACAGCACUCACAAAGCCUGGACUUACCUACAACUUACUCAUCAACAUCACAUCCAAGUCUAUUGAUAACACCCGAUCGACCUCACACUCAGACAUCUCAAGCGCAUCAUCAACCAAGUCGUCCUCUGGAAGAAGGAAGGAACAUUGUCACUCUCGGCGGAUUUAACACUGCGGAUCGGACAAUUACAAUCAUUUCGGCACGGAAGCAGCGACUGCAAAUCUCACAGCUUUAUGGUUUUUCAGAGUACUCACAAGCAGACCAAACUUCAAAAACUUCACCUCUUCAACACUCCACGAGUCAACAUACCUAUGCUUUCGCAAUGACCAAAGCUAAUCAUCUGGCUGCCACGGUGGUUGACGAUGGCACAUCCUCCGUCACGGUAGUCACUGACGACGACGCUAUGACCCUCGUCGACCUUUUUGGAGAUCUCGACGUCGAGGAACUCACCGAGCCUGACAACAAAACCACAUCUGGGAAGUCAACCAGCAUUGUGACUUCGGAGGUUACCACAGACGCCGCUGACAGUGAGGUGGACAUGAAGAAUAAACCAAACGAGAAGGGCAAGGCCGUAGACACAGAAAGCAAGUCGGUCACGGAAGCAGAGACAUCUUCUGUAGUCACAUCAGAAGCAGCCAGCUCAGAGGGGCCUGAAUCGUCAGCUUCUGGCGAGACAGCCUCAGAAGACAAGAGCACAACUGACGAUGCAUCCUCAAAGAGCGCAGACGCCUCUACUGGUGCCCAAUCAUCAACCACGGGCGAGUGGACAGCCUCAGAGGAUGCUCUCAUCAUCAGCAUGAAGGAGGGUGGUGAGACCUGGGCUUCCAUCGGAAACGCAAUCAACAGAGGCAAGAACGAGGUCAAAAAGCGCUGGCACGUAAUGAAGAUCAACGUUGCCAAUUCGGUCGAAUCCACAUGCGAGGCUCAUACAGAAGAGACUACUCAGACCGAAUCCCAGGCGGCUACCGAGGCCGAUGCCAAAACCGAAGCGAGCCAAGAUGAGGUAAAGACAGAUGAUGACAAGUAUAAAUCCAAGGCAGAGAGAAAGGCGGAGCGCAAAGCCGAAAAGCAGAAGCAGAAAAACAAGGAGACCCUAAAGUCUGAUGAAAAACUGAAAGAGUCGCAAAAGCCUUCCAAGGAGGUGAAGAUCACUGAGGGCAAGAAACCCGAGUCCAAGCUCAAGGAGCCCAAACAGAGAGGCAAGCCCGCCAAGCCCGCCCCGUCAGAGGACUCGUCAAAGCCUGCUACCUCAGACACCAACGAUGAGACCCCGAGCUCAUCCUACCGAGACCGCUUCAACCUCCUCCACGACGCCUCCUCGGCCUCCGAGUCAACGUCCUCCGCUACCAGCGCGGACGAUAACGACGCCGAUCCUCAAGCUCAAUACAAACGCGAACUCGCCGGCCAGGAGCGCUACAUCCGCCGCCACGUCCACCCGGCACUCUACCCACCCACGCCGGCAGCAUCGCACAAGAGAAAGAGGCCGCUUCCCCCUCCCGCCCACAGACGUGCGCCCAGCCCGGCAGACAGACAGCAGCGCCGAGACGACGCGACGCUCGCGGCGGUGGUCUCCAAGAGGGAGGCGACAAAGUGGCUUGAGAUGCAGGCCAACUUUUACAACGCCACGGGCCGGAUGGUGCCGCUUCACAUGAUCAAGUCGAGGUGCGAGGCCGAGGAGGACCGAGGAAAAGCCGCCGGCGUGCGGAGUUGGGCCUCCUCGGUGGCCGGUAGCGAGGAUCUGUUGGACCCUAAUGAGGGUCGGGACGCCCCUGAGGAUGCUCUGAUCGAUGACGACGAGGAUUGAUACCCCCUUUUUCCUUUUUCUUACGCUUGUUUGCGAAAUACGACCCUCAUGAGGUACCUGGCUCGAGGGAGGUAACGACUGACGAAUGA
Messenger RNA from Colletotrichum acutatum, 2006 nucleotides. RefSeq lists its product as uncharacterized. NCBI's taxonomy places the organism in Eukaryota, Fungi, Ascomycota, Sordariomycetes, Glomerellales, Glomerellaceae. The transcript is spliced from 2 exons. The record is from RefSeq and is a predicted model, not a curated record. The coding region runs from base 436 to 1917 and encodes 493 amino acids.